GCUCAUGUCGCAUUGUUUUCCUCGAGAUACUUUGAAACAUUUGCUGAAACGGAAACAUUUUGAAAUCAAACGUGUACGAGCGCGUCUGGUGUGUCCGAAGAGCACGUGUUGUCUUCCUUUCCAAUUUGUUCUAGUUGUUUCCGCAAAAAAUUGCGAGAAUUAAACAUGACUGAGGGAUUUCUGGACAUUUUCACCUUUCACGAUAAAACUCUGGCUGUGAGAUUGGAUGAGUUCAAGAAUAUAUUGUCCAAAGAAGGGAGAGUAGUGCCUGCCUCGCGAAUUCGCGAGGAAUGGGUCUGCGACGUCGAGUUGGUUAUAGAACCGGUCGGUUGGCAGGCGCUUUGGAAGAUCUCACCAAUGACAUGUGAAUCCUUCAAUAUUCAUUACCCUACGAUAGUUCUCGUCGAAGCGAUAGGAAUGGACAUUCCCGCAUUAACCGCGACGGUGAAGAUCCUUGCCGUUCAGGAUGACAUCCAUCUUCCUGAGGCGCACGAGGUACCAUUGAUCGAAUUGUAUCCCACCAUUUCACAAACAAACACGAAGUUGGAUAUAGUCGGCACGGCACACUGCAUAGAUCGAUUACGAUUUUUCUAUAAUUAUCUAUGGAUGCCAUGGGACGAGGAGGAAGACGAUAACACCGAUUGGGUGGAACAGCACUUGGAGCAGAGAAUCAGAUUGUUUUACGACAUGAACAACGAAAUUAUUAAUAAAGAAACAUGCGAUAUUAUCAAGUCGCUUAUCAGAGAGGGAAGAGAAAUACAGGAAAAGAUAGCGAAAACGGAGAUGAAUCUGCCGGACGACUUGCAGUACGGUGUCAAAGUGCCCGAAUCCAUAGAGGAUCAGACGUGCGAGUUGGUGCACUAUCACUUUCGGCUUCAGCAAAUCAAAUCUGAAAUGGAUCUGUUGGAAAACCCUUCGUUGAGAGGGUUGAUUAAAAAAAAACAAACGUCUAAGAGAAAACAAACUUUUAAAGAUAAAAAAAGUAUUUAUUAUUUUGUAUGGCAAGGCGGCACAAAGAAGGAAUUUAUAGAACAUAAUAAUAGAAUUCAGAGACUUGUACCUGAUAACGCGACUAUUAGGAUUUGUGAAUAUCUUUCUGAUACUUUAGAUCUAUUAGAGGCAGGUGAGAUUAUUUUAUUAGGCGAAGGACAACAGUCAAUCAAGCGUUCCAGUGGAGUGGAAGAAAAAAGUAUGAUUAUAGGACUUGGCGAUCCAGACAAGACUGUUCUUUUUCCAACCGACUCCAAUAUCUCGUUCUCAGCCUUGUUUGAUAUUUCUAACACUGAGAUCUUCUUGGAAAACAUCUGCAUCGAGCUGGGAGCGCUUAAAGCAGGUUUGGUCGUCAGAAAGAACUGCGUAUUGUUUGUAACUAAUUGUAAGAUACGCGUAACCAAUGCCAAUCUGAGUAGCGUUAAAUGGGGCGCGGUUGUCAAUCCUGGUGCAAAGAUAGUAUUUAAAAAUACAACAUUUCAAGGAUUAGGAACGGCAGUAAUUGUUUAUGCAACUGGCAAAGUUAACAUGAACAACUGUUACUUCGAGAACUGUAAGGAGGGUAUACGGAUAAACGAAAACGCUCAUCUUACUGUAAACAAGUGCUCGUUCGGCGAUAUCGAAAACAAGCAAGCUAUAAUAAUGGAAAGUGAAAGUGCAACGAGUUUAGAGGUCGUAGAAGUAAAUAAUUCACUUGUUAAAGACAUCCAUGUAAGUGAAUGUAAAUUUAACAGUAAUGACAAAAUGCGUGUCACCGUAAAACCGAAGAAAGUGUUCACGGACCACAUGUCCACGAGUCCAAUACACUUCACGGGAAUCUCGAACGAUCAAACCAUGAUGGAAUAAAAAAAAAAAACACGUGGCAGUGUCUUAUAAAAUUCUUGUGAUACGCACAAGCGCAUGAUAUAUUUUUAGCAGAUAGAUCGUACGC
This is a messenger RNA of Pseudomyrmex gracilis, 1921 nucleotides long. It is a transcript of the gene nesd, whose product is annotated as protein nessun dorma. The coding region runs from base 166 to 1836 and encodes 556 amino acids. The transcript is spliced from 4 exons. NCBI's taxonomy places the organism in Eukaryota, Metazoa, Arthropoda, Insecta, Hymenoptera, Formicidae. Gene Ontology annotation, biological process: spermatogenesis; male meiosis cytokinesis. The record is from RefSeq and is a predicted model, not a curated record.